Ochotona princeps (American pika) is the source of this 4005-nucleotide messenger RNA. RefSeq names its product phosphate cytidylyltransferase 1A, choline (gene PCYT1A). NCBI's taxonomy places the organism in Eukaryota, Metazoa, Chordata, Mammalia, Lagomorpha, Ochotonidae. Gene Ontology annotation, molecular function: phosphatidylcholine binding; choline-phosphate cytidylyltransferase activity. The record is from RefSeq and is a predicted model, not a curated record. The transcript has 9 exons. Gene Ontology annotation, biological process: CDP-choline pathway. Gene Ontology annotation, cellular component: endoplasmic reticulum. The coding region runs from base 462 to 1565 and encodes 367 amino acids.
CGGCAAGGACAGCCACGGGCAGGUCCGCCUGCGCGGGGCCCAGCCCGGAGCUGGGCGGAAGCGGGGUCGCCAGCUAACGCUUCCUGGCGGGACUGCAAGCGAGCACGCGUGAGACCGUUGCCCGCCGUGACCCUCGGACUCCGGGCGGAGACGACGCACCCGGAGCCGCCGCGUCCCGCGUCUCCUCGGUGUCCCUGCUCCAGCGUCCUCGGCUCCCCCGGGCCUCCGGCGCGGCGGAACUACUGUGUCGGGGGGUCGGGGUUUUCAGGAAGAACUCGUGGUCGGAUUGACAAGUGGGCGGGCAGCUAGGCGGGACUUCCGGCCUGCUGCUCAGUCAGCUGUCUUUCCCGGGCGUCUCCCCGCAACCUCUUCAACUUCCCUCGGCGGGUGACGCGGCGCCCGGCAGAAAAGCGACGGGACGAGGGCGGCCGGGGAGUGUGAGCUGCUGCUGUUAAAAGAAAAUGGAUGUGCAGAGUUCAGCCAAAAUCAAUGCAAGGAAGAGGAGGAAAGAGGCGCUUGGACCCAACGGGGCGACAGAGGAAGAUGGAAUUCCUUCCAAAGUGCAGCGCUGUGCAGUGGGUUUACGGCAGCCAGCUCCUUUUUCUGAUGAAAUUGAAGUUGACUUAAGUAAACCGUAUGUCAGGGUAACUAUGGAAGAAGCCAGCAAAGGAACUCCUUGUGAACGGCCUGUGAGAGUUUAUGCAGAUGGAAUAUUUGACUUAUUUCACUCUGGUCACGCCCGGGCUCUGAUGCAAGCAAAGAACCUUUUCCCUAAUACAUACCUCAUUGUGGGAGUCUGCAGUGACGAGCUGACGCACAACUUCAAAGGCUUUACGGUGAUGAAUGAAAACGAGCGCUACGACGCAGUGCAGCACUGCCGCUAUGUGGAUGAGGUGGUCAGAAACGCCCCCUGGACCCUGACUCCCGAGUUCCUGGCAGAACACAGGAUUGAUUUUGUAGCACAUGAUGAUAUCCCUUAUUCUUCUGCUGGGAGUGAUGAUGUGUAUAAGCACAUCAAGGAAGCAGGCAUGUUUGCUCCAACGCAGAGGACCGAAGGCAUCUCCACAUCAGACAUCAUUACCCGGAUUGUCCGUGACUAUGAUGUGUACGCAAGACGAAACCUGCAGAGAGGCUACACAGCCAAGGAGCUCAACGUCAGCUUUAUCAACGAGAAAAAGUACCACUUGCAAGAGCGCGUUGAUAAAGUAAAGAAGAAGGUGAAAGACGUGGAAGAAAAGUCAAAAGAAUUUGUUCAGAAGGUGGAGGAGAAAAGCAUUGACCUCAUUCAAAAAUGGGAAGAGAAGUCCCGAGAAUUCAUUGGAAGCUUCCUGGAAAUGUUUGGUCCAGAAGGAGCCCUGAAACAUAUGCUGAAAGAAGGGAAGGGCCGGAUGCUGCAGGCUAUCAGUCCCCGGCAGAGCCCCAGCAGCAGCCCAACCCGGGAACGCUCCCCCUCGCCCUCUUUCCGAUGGCCCUUCUCUGGGAAGACUUCUCCGACUUCCUCGCCGGCAAAUCUCUCCAGGCACAAGGCUGCAGCCUAUGAUAUCAGUGAGGAUGAAGAAGACUAAGUUUUUAUUCCUGCUUACCUCUCCUCUCCUCUCUGUCCCAUCACCUUCAGAGGCUCUCUGUUCAAUCCCACAUUGUGAUACCAACACUAAACCUAAGGACAGCUGCAAAGAAAAGACAGUUGGGGCAGAAAGAGGACCUGGGAAUGGGGGAAGCAAAGCAGCCUAUCUUCCAGGAGGCAUCUGUCACCCACCCCAAGAAGGAGGUUGGCUGUACCUUAGAAGCCUCUUCUACAUCCAUAUACCCUCCCUAAGGACUUUGCUUUACUGUUUAUGUUCAUGUGAUCUUGACAGGGAAAUUGUCAUUUUUAUUAAUUUUUUUAAAAAGAUUAGUCUUUCAAAUAUAAUAAGUAGAACUAAUUUUUUGCCCCUGAGGAGUGGGCAGAAGAAGAAAGUGGUAUACUACCCAGAGGCCUUUUCUUCCUGACACACUGUAGAAUUUGCCCUUUGAAGCAAAGCGGCUCGCGCUAAGCCUUUCAGACCAUGAGCCAUGCUAAUGGUGGGUGAUUUGGGGGGAAAUACCUUAUUUUUGGUUUCCUUUUAAAAAAAAGAAGAGAAACAACUGAAAACUGAGCUACAGUCUCAUAUCACCCAAACAUGCACUGGCACAGGUCCCAGCGUGGCUAUAGGAAGGAGAUCAGAGCCGAAUUCUCUUACUCCCUGAGGAGUUUCUUGUUGGACCCAAUGGGGUCCAUGAAGACACUGAUGGGGAUGGAACCAGACCACACGGCAUCAUCAGCUGCUCUCUGCUGUGUUCAUCUUCUCAGAACAUUCUGUUGCCCAAUUAUUUGGGAGCUCUUUCCUGCAAUCUACCUUUAAAGAAAGGAACACUUUGAGGGUCUACUGUGAUUGAGGAAAGGAGGGGACAGUGCUCAAGCCCAUAUCAAGUCAGUUUAGAUUCAUUUCCUCCUGGAAGGAAGUCCCUGGCCCUGCUGCUCCUAUUUUAUUGGUGUUGUCAGCUCUUUACAGAGAGUAUACUUUACAGUUUGGACUUGAUCUGUUCAUUUGUGUUGCUCAUGGCCAUAUUAAGUAUUUAGAGAGAUUUGCACACAACAAGAGGCUAACGCAUAAAGAAGCAUAAAGAUGCUUCUUUCUUUCAACAGCUUUAUGUUGACCUUGACCCUCUUAAGAAGGUUCUUUAAGUAGAACCAUAAACCUUGGAGUGUUUCUUUACAAGCUGUAACUGUCAAGGACUUCUGCCCAGCUCUCCUCCCGCAAGCCACAAAGCAUGGGCUCACGUUACAGGAGAAUAGCAGGCAGGCAGACACUCUCCCUCCUUCCCAGUUGUGCCUGUUGGUUAUAGCCCCACCUCCCUUGUUAGGUUGCCCAAGAGGAUUUAGCACUUGAAUUGCAAAUCGAAGAGUACUGAUACUUAGCAUUUGCUGUCCAGCAUCAUAUCUCGUCAGUUACAUGACUAGUAUACUACCAUCUGUCAGUAAUCCUGUAACUGGAUUAAGGGGACAGUGGUUUAGAUCCAGGUCUCACCCCUUUUCAUUCAUAAACAUCCCUUAUCAGUGGGGAGUUUUGGUGUUUUCAGCAAAGAAAAUUGCAUUUUUCUUGCUCCUGUGCUAGAGCUGUGACCAUCUCAUCUCAUGGUCCCUUCUGAACCCUAGGAAAAGCUGCUCUUCUAUCUGAGCCCCAGCAGCUGCCAUUCUGCCUGCCAGCACUCCAGGGUAACCUCAGCUUCUCCCUCAUUGCAGCUCAGCUCCUUGUUGCCAGGGAAGCCGAAGAGAGGAACCAAGGAGGGGACGGGAACCUCUUGUCCCUAUGGCCCAUGAAAAUGACAUUUCUAACCCUGCUCAUGCAGUGCUGUUUUCAUUGCCAAAUUUGGAAUCCUUUCUUUGAAACAGUUGUGAUUGAUAUUUCCCACAUGGUGCAGCUUCAUCUGGUCUUAGAUUUAGGUUUUCAGCUUCCAUCUUCCCUACCUGUUUCUAUCUAAUUUAUUCUCUGCAGUCUAGAAAGGUAGCCAGGUUGUCACUGAGCCUAUCCUGCUGUUUUCCCAGAGAGGACACAUUGCUCAGGUGUGUUUGGCUGGGAAGGGAGAUGCCUCUCAAAUGUAUUGCCUGGAUCCUAGAGCUUUGCGCCCUUCCUCUCAACUCCCAGCAGGCCACGCUUGGUCUGCUCUCCACUUGGACUGGCACCUCUGUGCUGACCAGGUCUGAGAGAUUGCUGGGAUUAGGGUCAGCUGAUGCUCAUGGUCUUGGAAGGCUCCUUCGCCCAUUCUGGUAAGCCCUUACUGCCUCAGUCUACCAACACUGGUGUAUUUUCAAAUAAUUUUGACUGAAAACAAAAAUCUUUUAUAAUGUGAUGUGUUCAAUCCUUUAGAGGUAAAUGUGAUCCUAAGAGUUGGACAAGGGUGGGCAGGUGGAGAAAGUCAUUGGACUGAUGCGCUAUUUGAUCAUUUGUGCCUAAUUAAAUGAAGUUUGAAGUCUAUGCACCAUGA